GCCGGCUCCGCAGCUCGCGCCCGCCCGGCGCCGGGCCAUGGCGCUGCUGCAGGAUGUGUCGCUGCAGGAUCCGCGGGACCGCUUCGAGCUGCUGCAGCGCGUGGGGGCCGGGACCUAUGGCGACGUCUACAAGGCCCGCGACACGGUCACGUCCGAACUGGCUGCGGUCAAGAUAGUCAAGCUAGACCCAGGGGACGACAUCAGCUCCCUUCAGCAGGAAAUCACCAUCCUGCGUGAGUGCCGCCACCCCAAUGUGGUGGCCUAUAUUGGCAGCUACCUCAGGAAUGACCGCUUGUGGAUCUGCAUGGAGUUCUGCGGAGGGGGGUCCCUGCAGGAGAUUUACCACGCCACCGGGCCCCUGGAGGAACGGCAGAUUGCCUAUGUCUGCCGAGAGGCACUGAAGGGGCUGCACCACUUGCAUUCUCAGGGGAAGAUCCACAGAGACAUCAAGGGAGCCAACCUUCUCCUCACCCUCCAGGGAGAUGUCAAGCUGGCUGACUUUGGGGUGUCAGGCGAGCUGACGGCGUCUGUGGCGAAGAGGAGGUCUUUCAUUGGGACUCCAUACUGGAUGGCCCCGGAGGUGGCCGCCGUGGAGCGCAAAGGUGGCUACAAUGAGCUGUGUGACAUCUGGGCCCUGGGCAUCACCGCCAUCGAGCUGGGCGAGCUGCAGCCCCCUCUCUUCCACCUGCACCCCAUGAGGGCCUUGAUGCUGAUGUCAAAGAGCAGCUUCCAGCCGCCAAAGCUGAGAGACAAGACUCGCUGGACCCAGUAUUUCCAUCACUUCCUCAAGCUUGCCUUGACCAAGAACCCCAAGAAGAGGCCAACAGCAGAGAAGCUCCUGCAGCACCCCUUCACGACCCAGCAGUUGCCUCGGGCUCUCCUCACACAGCUGUUGGACAAGGCCAAUGACCCCCACCUGGGAACCCCCUCCCCAGAAGACUGUGACCUGGAGACUUACGACAUGUUUCCGGACACCAUUCACUCCCGGGGGCAGCAUGGCCCAGCCGAGAGGACCCCCUCGGAGAUCCAGUUUCACCAGGUGAAGUUUGGUGCCCCACGAAGGAAGGAAACAGACCCACUGAAUGAGCCGUGGGAAGAGGAGUGGACGCUGCUGGGAAAGGAGGAGCUGAGCUCGAGCCUGCUGCAGUCAGUCCAGGAGGCUCUGGAGGAAAGGAGCCUGACCAUCCGGCCAGCCUUGGAACUCAAGGAGCUGGACUCCCCAGAUGAUACCAUAGGAACCAUCAAGAGGGCCCCGUUCUUGGAGCCAUCCCCCACUGAGCCUCCGGCUGAGGACCUUCAAUCCAGCCUCCCAGGAACCGCACCUGCACCUCUCCCAUGCCCUGACAGCCCCCCGCUGCUCUCCACUGCCUGGGCUACCGUGAAGCACCGGGAAGAUCAUGAGAGGUCAUCCUGCCGUGGGCUCCCCCCGACCCCCAAGGUGCACAUGGGCGCCUGCUUCUCCAAGGUCUUCAAUGGCUGCCCCCUGCGGAUCCACGCUGCUGUCACCUGGAUUCACCCUGUCACCCGGGACCAGUUCCUGGUGGUGGGGGCCGAGGAAGGCAUCUACACCCUCAACCUGCAUGAACUGCAUGAGGAUACGCUGGAGAAGCUGAUUUCACACCGCUGCGCCUGGCUUUACUGCGUGAACAACGUGCUGCUGUCACUCUCAGGGAAAUCCACGCACAUCUGGGCCCACGACCUCCCAGGCUUGUUUGAGCAGCGGCGGCUACAGCAACAGGUCCCCCUCUCCAUCCCCACCAAUCGCCUCACUCAGCGCAUCAUCCCCAGGCGCUUUGCCCUGUCCACCAAGAUUCCUGACACCAAAGGCUGCCUGCAGUGUCGCGUGGUGCGGAAUCCGCACACAGGCAGCACCUUCCUGCUGGCCGCGCUGCCCACCAGUCUGCUUCUGCUGCAGUGGUAUGAGCCGCUGCAGAAAUUCCUGCUGCUAAAGAACUUCUCCAGCCCCUUGCCCAGCCCAGCAAGGAUGCUGGAGCCGCUGGUGCUGGAUGGGAAGGAGCUACCACAGGUGUGCGUGGGGGCUGAGGGCCCCGAAGGGCCUGGCUGCCGCGUCCUGUUCCAUGUCCUGCCGCUGGAGGCUGGCCUGACGCCGGACAUCCUCCUCCCACCCGAGGGGCUUCCGGGCUCAGCCCAGCAGGUGAUCCAGGUGGACAGGGACACAGUCCUAGUCUGCUUUGACCGCUGCGUGAGGAUCGUCAACCUGCUGGGCGAGCCCACGGUGACACUGGCGCCUGUGCUGACCUUUGACUUCCCCAUUGAGACUGUGGUGUGUCUGCAGGACAGUGUGCUGGCCUUCUGGAGCCAUGGGAUGCAAGGCCGCAGCCUGGACACUAAUGAGGUGACCCAGGAGAUCACAGACGAGACAAGGAUCUUCCGAGUGCUUGGGGCCCACAGAGACAUCAUCCUUGAGAGCAUUCCCACCGACAAGCCGGGGGCUCACAGCAACCUCUACAUUCUCACAGGCCAUCAGAGCAGUUACUGAGCCAGUGGGCCGGCCUGGCCGGGGGCAUCCCCCGCCCACUCCAGGCCUUAGCAGCAGUUCUUUUAGGCAGAGGGGCCCCUCCCAGAUCAGAGGAGCCCAGGCCUCGGCUCUGCUGGUCUGAAGGGCAGAAAUCCUGAGAAGAGUUUGGGGGCUGGGGAGGGUAAGGGUGCCUACCCCACACCUCUGCAAUAACUGGACCAGAGGAAGCUGCUGUCACCUCCCCCUCCCCGGCGGGCAGCCAGUCCCCAGUGCCCCCUGGCAGGGGCCCUGGGCUGGUUGGGGGCAGGCCCGGGGCUAUCCAUUCCAUUCGGUUCCACAUUUCCUUUCCACUCUUCCUGCCAAGAGCCUGCCCCUGUGCUCUGUCCUGGGGAACAUGGUAUUUAAAAGAGAGACUAUAUUGGUAUUAAAGCUGGUUUGAUUUUAUUCCACUGGUCCCUCUGGUUUGGGGGGAGCUGAGCCCACCUGCCUCAUCUCCCUCUACCUCUCCCUCCAGGACACCUUUCUUUCUUUCUGUGGCACCAGGUGCUGUGGAUAUAACAUGGAAGGGAGGCCACCAGUGUUCUGGUGGCUCUCAUGGGGAGCCAGGCAGAGGUGAGGGGGAGGCCAUGGCCCUCUGUGGCAUCUCAGGGUCUCUGUGUCUUCCUGGGCUCCCUUGCUCAGGAUGAGCCCUCAGCCUUGCAGUGUGAGGUCUCUUUUGUGGCCAAGGAGUCAUGCAGAUGGGGCCGGGGGAGGCACUAAACAAGGGACUCGUCCGAGCACCCCUGUCCCAUAUGAGAUCUCACCAGGUAGCCUAUGGAAGGGCCCAGGAGAGGCCCGCCAAGGGCUGCUCCACCCAGCGCCAGGGAGGCUGCAGCCUUUGGAGACAGCCUGCCCUGACCUGUAUCCCCCACCCAGGCCUGGGGCUGCCUCCCGGCCUCCCACCUGCUGCCUGGAUAUCAGUUGCUCUGUCAGGCCAGGAUUACUGAACAUGGGUGUGCUCACCAAGCUAGACUCUGGGAAGAUCAGCCUGUGUCCAUUUAGCAAGAAUUCCCAGAGGAUCUCUUCAGUGCCUAUCCCUGGGCUCCCAGAGGGGCCCCUACCAAGAUGUGGACCCGCCCCCAGUGAGGGGAGCUGCCCUUGCUGGAGCCUGCAUCUCGAGGGCACAUUCGUCCACCUGUUGCUGGCCUUGUGCUUUGCAUCGCCAUUCUCCUACAUUUCCCUCUUAGCGGGCUCCACACCCCCAGACCAGGGAGCCCCCUGUGGCCCCAGGCACUGACCAGGCUGCUCCGUGGACAGAGACCCCUGACCCUUGACCCCAGGUACCUGGAGAGGACUUUCAGCCCACAGAGCAGCAGGCAGCAGACAGUGCCACCUUGUGGCAGGUUGCCCCAACACUCUAAAGGAGGGUUGGGGGGUGUCAGAAUGUAAUGUGCCAAAGCAGGGGUGCCUGGGAAAAGCAGGGGCCCCUGAUAAAAUAUUUGCUGCCAGCAGAGUCUGGCCACCAGCCAAAGAAAGGCCAAGAAGCCAGGGAAUAUGCACUGAAAGACCAAAAUUGUUAUUUUAUCUGUAUGUUUUUUAAUAGGUAGCCCUUGGCCAUAGGUACACAAUUUUUAAAAAAAUACAAAGUAAAUACAAUGAGAAGUCUCCUAUUCAGGUCCCAGUUACUUAUAAACCUUCUGGAAGUACUUAUGCAUAUUUAAGAAGUAAUGGUAUGCUUUAGUCUUCCCUGUUUCUUACAUACACGGUAAUAUAUUCCACACACUGUUCUAAUCUUGCCCUUUAAGAUCUGUCCUGGAGGGAAUUCCCCGGCGGUCCAGGGGUUAGGACUCCGUGCUUUCACUGCCGAGGGCCCGGGUUCGAUCCCUACCCGGGAUACUAAGAUCCCGCAAGCUGAGUGAGUGGCCAAAAAAAAAAAAAAUCUGUCCUUAAGAGCUUUCCAUGAUCCGUGCCUCCCACUUCGUUCUUUUAUAGCUGGUGUUCCACUGUAUGGGUUUCCCAUAACUAAUGUGAAUUAACUGUAGUUAGAUCCCUAUUGAUGGAAAUUUCAGUUGUUUCUACUAGUUUGCUAUUACAAAUGAUGCAGCAAUAAAUACUCUUAUGCCAUU
Messenger RNA from Aethalodelphis obliquidens (Pacific white-sided dolphin), 4584 nucleotides. RefSeq names its product mitogen-activated protein kinase kinase kinase kinase 2 (gene MAP4K2). Gene Ontology annotation, cellular component: cytoplasm. Gene Ontology annotation, molecular function: ATP binding; MAP kinase kinase kinase kinase activity. Gene Ontology annotation, biological process: protein phosphorylation; intracellular signal transduction. The transcript is spliced from 32 exons. Lineage: Eukaryota; Metazoa; Chordata; Mammalia; Artiodactyla; Delphinidae. Bases 38 to 2500 code for a protein of 820 amino acids. The record is from RefSeq and is a predicted model, not a curated record.